CAUUUUUUUACCAUCCCCAUGAUCCAACUUGGCAAAAAGUAAUGUAAAGAAAUACAUGUGGACCAAUACAGCCUCCAAAAAGCUUUCACUAUAAAAACCAACAUGCUUCAAUCCAUAAGCCUUACACAUAAACACAUGGCCGGAGCACCCGAAGCCCCGUCCACCAACCAGAACCCCGACAUGAUCUUCGAGUUCAUUGAAGAGAACGAGCUUUCAUCAGGAACUUCAUUCAGUUCCGGGGACAGCUCUGAGAAUGGUGAUUUAGAGGAAGAUGAAAAUUCGGGUGAUCCCGAAGAGGACAGAUUGUUCUGGGAAUCUCAAGAACAACUUCUCAUGGAAAAUCUGUAUAGAACUAGCUCCACCGAGUCGAAAAUUAGGCUGGCAACUAAAGAGAUCAUGAAGGAGAUGAAAUCGGCAGCGGUUGGGUGUUGUAACUGUGGUGUGACCGCGUUUGAUGGUUGCCGGAUGUGUUUGCAAACGGAGAUCUCUGACCGGUUGCAACAAGCAGGUUACAACUGUGGCAUUUGCAAGGCCAAAUGGAAUAAUCUGAAACAAAUCCCUUCAGGGGAACACUCAUAUAUAGAAGUAUUGGACACUUCAAACUCUAAAAAGGGUGUUGUAAGUGUGAUCAUCGAGUUAAAUUUUCGGGCCGAAUUUGAGAUGGCAAAGGGUAGCCAAGAUUACAACCGUCUAAUAACCCGGCUGCCUGAAAUAUAUGUUGGUAAAGCAGAAAGACUCCAAUCAUUGAUCAAGAUACUAUGCUUAGCAUCUAAAAAGUGCAUGAAGGACCAGAAAAUGCAUAUCGCGCCUUGGCGGAAGCUAAAAUACAUGCAAGCUAAGUGGCAUGGGAUUCGCGAAGCAAAAAUGGUUUUAUCACCGGAUAUUUUGUCUGUGGUUGAGCGUUCGAACCGUUUGUCACGUCGAAUGGUUUCAUUGCUUACUUUUGAUAUGGUUGAGAGUUUGAACACGCCAUCUAGUUUACAUUCUAUGGCAAUACAAGUUUUGUAAUGAGUUAGUAUAAGCUUGUUAAAGUAGUUUAAUGAUUUUUAAGUUGGAGCUGUGAGCUGUUUAUGGUUUCUAAGGGUAUGAGUAUGUGUACAUAUAAGAUGAAGGUAUUUGUAGUUGAGAAAAAUAAAUGGGUCGGUUUAUGUUUA
Helianthus annuus (common sunflower) is the source of this 1154-nucleotide messenger RNA. RefSeq lists its product as uncharacterized. NCBI's taxonomy places the organism in Eukaryota, Viridiplantae, Streptophyta, Magnoliopsida, Asterales, Asteraceae. The coding region runs from base 103 to 1008 and encodes 301 amino acids. The record is from RefSeq and is a predicted model, not a curated record. The transcript is spliced from 3 exons.